Messenger RNA from Puccinia triticina, 3276 nucleotides. RefSeq lists its product as uncharacterized. The record is from RefSeq and is a predicted model, not a curated record. Gene Ontology annotation, molecular function: A2-type glycerophospholipase activity. The coding region runs from base 1 to 3276 and encodes 1091 amino acids. Gene Ontology annotation, biological process: glycerophospholipid catabolic process. NCBI's taxonomy places the organism in Eukaryota, Fungi, Basidiomycota, Pucciniomycetes, Pucciniales, Pucciniaceae. Gene Ontology annotation, cellular component: cytosol. The transcript has 28 exons.
AUGCGCCUUCUCAACAUUCAUUCAACAUGGAAGACUCUACUAUGGGGACAGACUAUCUUCAACUUCGCCCCGGAAUCCCUCGGAGCUGACUCCGGCACAACCAGCACACCGAUACCAAAACCUCGAAGCUAUGCUCCCGAAAAGAUUGCUUGCCCUGCAAACCUUUCCGUGCUAACUUCAUCCACAUACCCAUGGCCCGCAAGUUCAGCGGAGCAAGCUUAUGUCUCAUCCAAGACUGCCCAAUCCCUCAAAACAUGGGAAGACUAUUUAUCAAGAGUCAAUCUGACCGACUUUAAUGUGCAAGACUUUUUGAAAAACUCGACGCGCGAUGGCUUAGUUGCUGGCCGAAAUCUACCAAACAUAGCGUUCAGUCUAUCGGGAGGUGGAAAUCGAGCACUCCUCUAUGCAGCCUCGAUUAUGGAUGCCUUUGAUGCCAGAAAUCCUCAAGCCACCCAAGCCCGUACAGGUGGUGUACUCCAGCUGGCUAAUUUUGCCUCAGGAUUAUCCGCCUCUUCUUGGUUUCUUGCAAGUUGGGCGAAUGCUGACUUUAUUAGAUUCCCUGAACUGGCGGAGAAUGAGUGGCAUUCGGCAUUCACACAUGGCUACUUCAGCUGGAGACGUUUGAAACAUUAUCCCCACCAUUAUCACGAUCUCAGGGAAAAGAAAAAGGCCGGAUUCCGCGUCAGUGUGGUUGAUAUAUGGGGAAGGAUACUUUCAAAAAAUUUCUUAAAUGAUCCGCACGUUGGAAGUAGAUUAGCAUUAUCAUCACUGCGAUAUAAAUCUCAAUACGUCAACCAAACAUUUCCUUUUCCAAUCCUAGUCUCAACCUCCAGAAAGAAAGAAGGGGCUGAUCUUGAUUUAGACAGUCCAAUAUAUGAAUUCACGCCUGAAGACAUCAAUGUAUGGCAUCCUACCUUGAAUGCGACUUUUCCAAUGGCUUAUCUUGGCUCAAAGACGGGUCCAGUCACGAGUAAAGCAACGGAGUGCGUCAUUGGUUUUGAUAAUCUUGGAUUUUUGAUGGGAGCUUCCAGUAACAUUUUUAGCUAUCAAGACAGGAAAAAAAAUAACAAAUCAAUAAUGGCUGGCCUGGCAAGUAUGUUUGUCAAAGGAAGGUUUUACGAGGCUUUGGUUCCCAACCCGUUCAUGGGCCAAGGUAGGGGUCCUACUCCUGGAAGUGGCUUCCCCGAUGGAGAAAGAGAUGAACUCCUCCUGGCUGAUGGCGCGAUGGCACAAGAGUCGAUGCCCUUGUUCCCGCUUUUGCAACCAUCAAGGAUGGUCGAUGUGAUCAUCGCCGUCGACUCAUCAGUCGACGGAAGAGCAUUUGACAAUCCAAAGCAGAAAGGAUAUCCCAACGGCACAGCAUUGUAUCGGACUAGCAUGAAGUUGAAACAGGAUGGCUAUCGGGGAUAUAAGUUUCCGGAGGUUCCAGAAACAUCGUCGAACACCGAUCAAACUAUAAUCAAGGGUCAUCCCUCCGAUGUGGUGUUUCAUUGGUCAGCUUGGUGCUUCGUCGAUGUCCAUCACACCGCCACCGGCCGGGUGCUACUCUAUGUGCUUAUCUUCCACUCCUCCCAGGCAUUGCUGGGAGCUGGCUCCGGAACCCCCAGCGCACCGGUCCCUGCGCCUCGAAGUUACGCUCCCGAAAAGGUUGCCUGCCCUGCGAACCUGUCCGUGUCGACUUCCUCCGCAUAUCCCUGGCCGACAAGCUCCACUGAGCAAGCUUAUGUCUCGUCCAAAACCGCCAAAUCCCUCAAAGCUUGGGACGAAUAUUUAUCAAGGGUCAAUCUGUGCGACUUUAAUGUGCAAGGGUUUUUGAAAAACUCGACGCGCGAUGGCUUAGUUGCCGGUCGAAAUCUACCCAACAUAGCAUUCAGUCUAUCGGGAGGUGGAAAUAGAGCACUCCUCUAUGCAGCCUCGAUUAUGGAUGCCUUGGAUGCAAGGAAUCCUCGAGCCAACCAAGCCCGGACAGGCGGUGUACUCCAGUUGGCCAAUUUCGCCUCAGGAUUAUCCGCUUCUUCCUGGCUUCUUGCCAGUUGGGCGAAUGCCGACUUCAUUAGAUUUCCUGAGAUGGCCGAGAUAGAGUGGCAUUCGGCCUUCACACACGGCUACUUCAGCUGGAAACGUCUGAAACAUUAUCCGCACCAUUAUCAUGACCUCAGGAAAAAGAAAAAGGCCGGAUUCCAUGUUAGUGUGGUUGAUAUAUGGGGAAGAUUGUUAUCAAAAAAUUUCUUAAAUGACCCACAUGUUGGGAGAAGAUUAACCCUGUCAUCAAUGCAAUACAAGCCUGAAUACAUCAACCAAACGUUCCCCUUUCCAAUCUUGAUCUCAACCUCAAGAAAGCAAGAAGGAGCUGAUCUUGAUUUGGACAGCCCAAUAUAUGAAUUCACGCCUGCAGACAUCAAUGUAUGGCAUCCCACCUUGAAUGCCACCUUUCCGAUGGCUUAUCUUGGCUCAAAGACGGGUGCAGUCACUAGUAAAGCAACAGAGUGUGUCACCGGUUUUGAUAACCUUGGAUUUCUGAUGGGAGCUUCCAGCAACAUCUUCAGCUAUCAAGACGGGAAGAAAAUCAACCGAUCUUUAUUGGCUGGCCUUGCAAGCAUGUUUGUCAAGGGCCGAUUCUACGAGGCUUUGGUUCCCAACCCGUUCAUGGGCCAGGGCAGGGGCCCGACCCCUGGAAGCGGCUUUCCGGAUGGAGAACGAGAUGAACUGCUCCUGGCCGACGGGGCGAUGGCGCAAGAGUCCAUGCCGCUGUUCCCGCUCUUGCAGCCGUCGAGAAUGGUCGAUGUGAUCAUCGCCGUCGACUCCUCAGUCGAUGGAAGAGCAUUUGACAAUCCGCAUCAGAAAGGAUAUCCCAACGGCACAGCAUUAUACCGGACUAGUAUGAAGUUGAAACAGGAUGGCUACAGGGGAUACAAGUUUCCAGAGGUUCCAGAGACGUAUCAACACUCGACCUUCACGGACCGGGGCUACCACAAACGGCCGACUUUCUUCGGUUGUGACAAGGAUGUUCCGCUGGUGGUGUAUAUUCCUAACCACUAUAUUACCCAUGACACCAGCCAAUCGACCAUGCAAGCCGUGUUCAAAAAAGAAGAGAUCGCAGGUUUCUUCGAGAACGGGUUCUACAUAGCCACCCAAACACACCCCUCCCGUAACGACACAGAAUGGCCCUCAUGCCUGGCAUGUGCCCUGAUUGACCACCAAAACACAAGAAAUGGGGUUCCAAGAACCCCCCAGUGUGCAUCCUGUUUCUCGAGCUAUUGCGCCACUGGCUUCUAA